CAAUAGACCCAGAACGGGUCAGAACCCCAGCUCCCCCGCUUCCGACUCCAGCGCCGCGGAAAUACCUCUCGUCGCCGCCGCCGGGGAAGAGAAGUACAGCGCAGGCCUGCGCUGGCCGAAGACUCGCCACCUCGACGGCGAAGAUCAGACAGCCUCGUGCUUCAGGUAGAGCCUGAUCACAGAGAAUGGCCGAGUUCCUGCAACUCGAGAUGCAAGAUGGGGUAAGGAUGACCUGGAAUGUCAUACCGGGCACCAAGCAGGAUGCUGCUAACUGUGUUGUCCCUGUUUCUGCCAUAUAUACUCCUCUCAACCCGAACACCGAAAUUCCUGUUCUUCCUUAUGCUCCCCUCCGCUGCCGCAUCUGCCGUUCCAUCCUCAACCCCUUCUCGAUGGUCGACUUCAAUUCAAAAUUGUGGCUCUGCCCAUUCUGCUUUCACCGCAACCACUUCCCCCAGCAAUACUCUUCUGUUUCGCCAACCAACCUACCUACCGAACUGUAUCCUCAAUAUGCUACUGUUGAGUAUGUGGCCACUGCCGAAACAGGGCCUGUAUCGCCACCAGUCUUCCUCUUUGUUGUUGACACUUGCAUAAUUGAGGAGGAAAUUGGCUAUCUGAAGUCUGCUCUAGCGCAAGCUGUUGAGCUAUUGCCGGACCAUUCCCUCGUUGGAUUUAUAACUUUCGGGACAUAUGUGCAGGUGCAUGAAUUGGGUUUUGGCUUGUUGCCUAAGUCAUAUGUGUUCAGGGGGACAAAGGAGGUUACCAAGGAUCAAAUUCUUGAGCAAAUGGGUUUCUUUGCAGGGAAAACAAAACCAAAAACAGGUGUGAUUGCUGGCGCAAGGGAUGGUCUUUCAGCAGAAAGUAUUGCUAGGUUCCUGUUGCCUGCUUCUGAGUGCGAGUUUAUGUUGAAUUCAGUUAUAGAAGAACUGCAAAAGGACCCGUGGCCUGUUUCUGCUGAUCAGCGAGCAUCAAGAUGCACUGGUGCUGCGUUAAGUGUUGCAGCCGGUCUGUUGGGGGUUUGUGUACCUGGAUCAGGUGCUAGAAUUAUGGCAUUUAUAGGUGGUCCGUCUACAGAGGGACCUGGUUCUAUAAUAUCUAAGCCCUUAUCAGAGCCAAUUCGUUCACACAAAGACCUCGAUAAAGGUUCUGCUCCACUUUAUAACAAAGCUGUUAAGUUCUACGAGGGGAUUGCAAGUCAGCUUGUGCAUCAAGGGCAUGUGCUUGAUCUAUUUGCAUGUGCACUUGAUCAGGUUGGUGUUGCCGAGAUGAAGGUUGCAGUGGAGAGAACUGGGGGAAUAGUUGUGCUUGCAGAAAGUUUUGGCCAUUCUGUUUUCAAAGAUUCACUUAGACGCAUUUUUCAGUCAAGCGAUAAUGACCUUGGCUUAUCGUUCAACGGUAUAUUUGAGAUCAACUGCUCCAAGGAUGUCAAAAUUCAAGGCAUCAUUGGACCUUGUACUUCCCUUGAGAAGAAAAGUCCUCUAUCCUCAGAUACAGUGGUAGGUCAGGGGAACACUAGCGCUUGGAAGAUGUGUGGUCUAGACAAGAAAACAUCACUAUGCCUAGUAUUUGAUAUUGUCAGAAAAGAUGCCCCAGACACAACCGAUCAAUCGAAAAAUGAGUUCUACUUCCAAUUCUUAACCUAUUAUCAGCAUCAUGAUGGCCAGAUGAGAUUGCGAUCGACUACAAUUUUGAGAAGAUGGGUUGCUGGUUCUGGCAGUGUGCAGGAGCUAAUAACUGGCUUCGAUCAAGAGGCAGCAGCAGCAGUCAUGGCACGCUUGGUCUCAUUCAAGAUGGAAGCUGAGGUUGAUUUUGACCCUGUAAGAUGGCUUGACCGAGCAUUGAUUAGUUUAUGUUCGAAAUUUGGAGACUAUCAGAAGGAAACACCUUCAUCUUUCAGUUUAUCGCCGCGCCUAUCAAUUUUUCCGCAGUUUAUAUUUAACUUGAGACGCUCUCAGUUUGUUCAGGUUUUCAAUAAUAGUCCAGAUGAAACUGCUUAUUUCAGGAUGAUGUUAAACAGAGAGAAUGUAGCGAAUGCAGUUGUGAUGAUCCAGCCAUCGCUUAUAUCAUAUUCAUUUCAGUCAGAACCAGAGCCUGUGCUAUUGGAUGUAACUGCAAUUGCUCCUGACAGGAUCCUUUUGUUGGAUUCUUAUUUUACCAUUGUCGUAUUUCAUGGGAUAACGAUCGCACAGUGGCGAAAGGCUGGUUACCAAGAUCAAGAAGGGCAUGAGGUGUUUGCUAAAUUGUUGCGUGACCCCAAGGAGGAAGCUGAUUCGAUAAUCAAGGAACGCUUUCCUGUGCCUCGUUUGGUUGUCUGCGAUCAAUAUGGUUCUCAGGCUCGAUUCUUACUGGCAAAGCUUAAUCCAUCUGUGACGUAUAACUCUGACAACCCUCCGCCUCCUGGAGGGGAUGUCAUAUUCACAGAUGAUGCAAGCUUCCAGGUCUUCAUGGAUCAUCUCCAGCGGUUGGCAGUUCAUUAGAACUUGGAGGUGCAGCAGUUUUGCCAAUGAUAUCUUCUGGUGUACAGCAAGAACUUUUUUUUGUAUGUGUAUAAUUAGUAUGCAUGUUGCCACUUGCUACAUCUGUGGCGACGGAUAGUAAGGUUUAUUUCGUGUAACCCAGGACGGAAAAUCAUACAUUGUCCGUCUUACCCUUCUUGAUUGAUCGUGGCUAGCUCCAAAUAAGAUUUUAGCUUUA
Lolium rigidum is the source of this 2691-nucleotide messenger RNA. Its product is annotated as protein transport protein SEC23-like. Gene Ontology annotation, cellular component: COPII vesicle coat; endoplasmic reticulum exit site. The transcript has 14 exons. Gene Ontology annotation, biological process: endoplasmic reticulum to Golgi vesicle-mediated transport; intracellular protein transport; COPII-coated vesicle cargo loading. Gene Ontology annotation, molecular function: zinc ion binding; GTPase activator activity. The record is from RefSeq and is a predicted model, not a curated record. NCBI's taxonomy places the organism in Eukaryota, Viridiplantae, Streptophyta, Magnoliopsida, Poales, Poaceae. The coding region runs from base 186 to 2474 and encodes 762 amino acids.